This is a messenger RNA of Rhododendron vialii, 783 nucleotides long. Its product is annotated as protein translation factor SUI1 homolog 1-like. Gene Ontology annotation, biological process: translational initiation. The transcript is spliced from 5 exons. NCBI's taxonomy places the organism in Eukaryota, Viridiplantae, Streptophyta, Magnoliopsida, Ericales, Ericaceae. Gene Ontology annotation, molecular function: translation initiation factor activity; RNA binding. The record is from RefSeq and is a predicted model, not a curated record. Bases 230 to 571 code for a protein of 113 amino acids.
UGAAGCAUCCAUCCCGUGCGUCGUUAUUAACUGAACUCGUGUUUCUCGUUUCUCUCUCCUUCCUCCUUUGACUGCAAACAUCUCUCUCUCUCUCUGCUCAGGCUUAUCCGUAGUUGGGGUUUCUCCUCCUACCGGUCGAAACCCUCACCGUCGGAUCAGGUCUGAGUAUUGGACUUCAGCUCUUGAAAUUUUUGGGUUUGCAUCUGUUCAAAUAUACAAGCCAAGUUUCAUGUCUGAGCUCGACAUCCAGAUUCCUACUACUUUUGAUCCGUUUGCUGAGGCAAAUGCUGAGGAUUCCGGUGCUGUGUCAAAGGAGUACGUGCACAUUCGUGUACAACAGCGGAAUGGUAGGAAAAGCUUGACAACUGUCCAGGGGUUGAAGAAAGAAUUCAGCUAUAAUAAGAUACUCAAGGACCUCAAGAAGGAGUUUUGCUGCAAUGGCACUGUAGUCCAGGACCCAGAACUAGGCCAGGUUAUCCAGCUUCAAGGUGAUCAGCGAAAGAAUGUCUCUACCUUCCUUGUUCAGGCUGGCAUAGUGAAGAAAGAUAACAUCAAAAUUCAUGGUUUUUGAGCUGCUUCACGCCAUUACCCCUGCAGUUAUACUAGCCUCUUAUGUCAGUGCAAGAAUCUCAAGUUAAUUUGGAGACCAAACUAUUAUAGUAUAUCUCCGUGCUUGUGUGGUACUAAGUUGUGUUUGUUGUGUCCUUAAUAUUUUCAGCAUAUCAGUAAUGUGCCAUGGGAUGCUUCUUGAUUUUAUUUAUGCAAGAUUACGAUUACCGUAAA